AUGACAAAAGGAUUACGUAAGAGAGCGCUUGAUAGACUUUUUGGUAGACAUUCUGGAGGCGACGCACAUAGCUCUACGUUAGGACGCAUCGCUGCUACACAUGACUUGCUGCCACAGGACACAGGACGAGGAGAUGCUCCACCUGAUGUGGAGACACUCGUUGAUCCUACCCAGCAUGCAGAGAUGCCGCCGUCGUCUCCUCCGCAUGCAGAUGUAUUGGAGGAGCGUCGAUAUGAGCCACAUAGCGCAGCUGUAGAAGCUGCGCCACUACCGCCUGAUUCUAUUACAGAUCAGCUCAAGCUGAAACAGCAAGGAGGAACUGCAAUGCGCCCCGCAGUUACGAAUCGUAUUCUGACUUCAUGGAGUCCAAAUUACGCCGAUGAAGUGAAGAAAGCGCAGAAUCGGGAUCUGGCUGAGAAAUUACAUGCUAAGGUGCAGGAGCAAUUAUCACAGACUCAGGUCGAUUCUAACACUCCGACCCGAUUAAGUAGAGAGGAGGAGGAUAGCAUCAUCGAGACGGUCAUUGGACCGAGUAGGAAGAACAGAUACAGGUGGAGAGGAUCUGAGCAUCGGCCGUACGAGUCCAGUACUAGCACCUACGAGUCUGCAGCUCCACCAGGAUGCAGUUCUUCUCAAGACCCGACUAUGGAGCAGCGGAUGAAAGCGAUGGAAGAUUGGCAGUCGCGUCGGGAGUCGGAGCUACUCCAGAUGGCGGAGGAAGAACGGAGGCGUCGGGAGCAGAGGGAGCUGGAAUUCACCCAGUUUAUAUCGACUCUACCUUCUGAUGCUCAGGAGGCAUAUAGGAGACGGUUUUUGGCGGAUCAGGCUGGGACUUCUCGACAAGGUGGAGUUGGUGAUGAGGAUGAUGAUGAUCGGGACUGAUUUUAUUUGUUUUAACAUUGAAAACAAUGGGUGUGCUGUAUAAAUAACAUUUAUAAUGUUGGGAUAUUUAUUAUGUUUUU
Asparagus officinalis (garden asparagus) is the source of this 962-nucleotide messenger RNA. RefSeq lists its product as uncharacterized. Lineage: Eukaryota; Viridiplantae; Streptophyta; Magnoliopsida; Asparagales; Asparagaceae. The transcript is spliced from 6 exons. The record is from RefSeq and is a predicted model, not a curated record. Bases 1 to 882 code for a protein of 293 amino acids.